AUGAUGCGUCGUGAAUUCUCCUCGCAGCAUUCUGCGUCCUCCACCACUACUCCUACUUCCACAUCCUCCACCGCCUCGUCAACAACGACGACAUCAACCACAUCCGCCUCCACGACCUCUACUGGCUCUUCCUCCUCGCCCAUCCACCUCCGCCGCAACCGCCGCCGUGCCUCAUGCCGGCACGCUUCGCACGGCGCUGCCUCCGCCUCCAUCCGCCGACCCUGUGGCCCUCACGCUGCUAAAACGAGUACUCUUCUCGCCCGCAACCCGGCCCUCGCCCACAAGCUGCACCAGAUGGCCCUGCCCCUCAGCCCACUCGUCCAGCUCACCACCGGCGCCGUCCACCCCGACUUCCCCACCAACGUUCUUCAGUUCUGGCUCCUCACCGACUCCCAGCUCGAGGCCCUCGCAUCCUUCUACCACCAGACCGUCACCCCCAGCGGGCAACCCUCCCCCUGGGCCGCACAGUACCCGUGCCCCGUCCGCUGGCGCUCCGACGCGCCGCUCGAGUGCAAGCGUCGCCGCAUGGGCCGCUUCAUCGGCCUCCGCGGUUGCGAGUCCCCCGUCGUCGAGGCCCCGGUCCCCCCGGCUGCCUUCUUCAAGACCGAGGAUGACAUUGCCCGCGAGGCGAGACUCGCCCGCCUGGCCGCCGAUGACGAGGCCCUGCGGAGAAAGACGGCCCCUGGCCCCUUUCCGCGGUGA
Cordyceps fumosorosea ARSEF 2679 is the source of this 702-nucleotide messenger RNA. Its product is annotated as beta-xylosidase. NCBI's taxonomy places the organism in Eukaryota, Fungi, Ascomycota, Sordariomycetes, Hypocreales, Cordycipitaceae. The record is from RefSeq and is a predicted model, not a curated record. The transcript has a single exon. Bases 1 to 702 code for a protein of 233 amino acids.